ACUCUGGAUAUGUUUUCUCCCAGAUCUGGAUAUUUUUUUGAUAUCGUGAAGCUACGAGGGAAAUAAUUGCAGGCAUUUCUUCUGGACUCCCUGCUUCUCUCCUCCCUCUCCUCCCCCCACGGACAUGCCUUCAGUUUGGGGAGCCGAGGCACCUUGUCCUAGGCGAAUGAAGCCCCCCAGCAUCGAGGGAGCGAAAUGAAGGGAAAUUCUGCAGUGGAAUGAGAGCUCUCCAGCUAGGUCCUCGCAUCUGCCAUUUGUCCUUUCAAACUGCAUUGUAAUCCGGGCAGGAUAAAUCAGACGGAGAGACGAGCAGCCUCCUGGCCGGCUUUCUCCGCCCGAAUUUACUUUCCAGAUUUCUUUUCUUUGCCCUCCUGCUUCUUGGCUGGCUCAGGGAUGACUUCCUCGCUGCAGCGACCCUGUCGGGUGCCCUGGCUGCUAUGGACCGCCCUGUUGGUCAGCACUACGGCUGCUUCCCAGAAUCAAGAACGGCUGUGUGCAUUUAAAGAUCCCUAUCAACAAGACCUUGGGAUCGGUGAGAGCAGAAUCUCUCAUGAAAAUGGGACAAUAUUGUGCUCCAAAGGGAGCACGUGCUAUGGCCUGUGGGAGAAAUCCAAAGGGGACAUCAAUCUUGUGAAACAAGGAUGUUGGUCUCACAUUGGUGAUCCCCAAGAGUGUCACUAUGAAGAAUGUGUAGUAACUACCACCCCACCCUCUAUUCAGAAUGGAACAUACCGUUUUUGCUGCUGUAGUACAGAUUUAUGUAAUGUCAACUUUACUGAGAAUUUUCCACCUCCUGAUACAACACCACUCAGUCCACCUCAUUCAUUUAAUCGCGAUGAGACGAUAAUCAUUGCUUUGGCCUCGGUCUCUGUGUUAGCUGUUUUGAUAGUCGCCUUAUGUUUUGGAUACAGAAUAUUGACAGGAGACCGGAAGCAGGGUCUUCACAGCAUGAACAUGAUGGAAGCGGCAGCGUCAGAGCCGUCUCUGGACCUGGAUAACCUGAAGCUCCUGGAGCUAAUUGGACGGGGUCGAUAUGGAGCAGUAUAUAAAGGUUCCUUGGAUGAGCGUCCAGUUGCUGUAAAAGUAUUUUCUUUUGCAAACCGUCAGAAUUUUAUAAAUGAAAAAAACAUUUACAGAGUGCCUUUGAUGGAGCAUGACAACAUUGCUCGCUUUAUAGUUGGAGAUGAGAGACUCACUGCAGAUGGACGCAUGGAGUAUUUGCUGGUGAUGGAGUAUUAUCCCAAUGGAUCUCUAUGCAAAUAUUUGAGUCUCCAUACAAGUGAUUGGGUAAACUCUUGCCGUUUGGCUCAUUCUGUGACUAGAGGAUUGGCUUAUCUUCACACAGAAUUACCACGAGGAGAUCAUUAUAAACCUGCAAUUUCCCAUCGAGAUUUAAACAGCAGGAAUGUCCUGGUAAAAAAUGAUGGCACGUGUGUUAUCAGUGACUUUGGUUUGUCCAUGAGGCUGACUGGAAACAGACUGGUGCGCCCAGGGGAGGAGGAUAAUGCAGCUAUAAGUGAGGUUGGCACAAUUCGCUAUAUGGCGCCAGAAGUGCUGGAAGGAGCCGUGAACCUGAGGGACUGUGAGUCCGCGCUGAAGCAAGUGGACAUGUAUGCGCUGGGGCUGAUCUACUGGGAGGUGUUCAUGAGAUGUACAGACCUCUUCCCCGGUGAGUCUGCACCAGAAUACCAGAUGGCUUUCCAGACAGAAGUUGGCAACCAUCCCACUUUUGAGGACAUGCAGGUUCUUGUGUCGAGAGAAAAACAGAGACCCAAAUUCCCAGAAGCCUGGAAAGAAAACAGCCUGGCAGUGAGAUCACUCAAGGAAACGAUUGAAGACUGCUGGGACCAGGACGCAGAGGCUCGGCUCACGGCGCAGUGUGCUGAGGAGAGAAUGGCUGAACUUAUGAUGAUAUGGGAGAGAAACAAGUCUGUGAGCCCAACGGUCAACCCCAUGUCUACUGCCAUGCAGAAUGAACGCAACCUGUCACAUAAUAGGCGUGUGCCAAAAAUUGGGCCUUAUCCAGAUUAUUCUUCUUCCUCAUAUAUUGAAGACUCCAUACAUCACACUGAUAGCAUUGUGAAGAAUAUUUCCUCGGAGCAUUCGAUGUCCAGCAGCACGCCUUUGACUGUAGGAGAAAAGAACCGAAACUCAAUUAAUUACGAACGGCAGCAAGCACAAGCUCGGAUCCCCAGCCCUGAAACGAGCGUCACCAGCCUGUCCACAAACACCACCACCACAAACACCACAGGCCUCACUCCGAGUACGGGCAUGACCACCAUCUCUGAGAUGCCGUACCCAGAUGAAGCCAAUCUGCAUGCCACGAAUGUCGCACAGUCAAUUGGGCCAACCCCUGUCUGCUUGCAGCUGACGGAAGAAGACCUGGAGACCAACAAGCUAGACCCAAAGGAAGUUGAUAAGAACCUCAAGGAGAGCUCUGACGAGAACCUCAUGGAGCACUCGCUCAAGCAGUUCAGCGGGCCAGACCCCUUGAGCAGUACCAGUUCCAGCCUGCUCUAUCCACUCAUCAAGCUUGCAGUGGAAGUAACUGGACAGCAGGACUUCACACAGGCUACAAAUGGCCAGGCAUGCUUAAUCCCUGAUGUUCCACCUGCUCAGAUCUAUCCUCUCCCUAAGCAACAGAACCUGCCUAAGAGACCCACUAGUUUGCCUUUGAACACCAAAAAUUCAACAAAAGAACCCCGGCUAAAAUUUGGCAACAAGCACAAAUCAAACUUGAAACAGGUAGAAACUGGAGUUGCCAAGAUGAAUACAAUCAAUGCCGCAGAACCCCAUGUAGUGACGGUGACUAUGAAUGGGGUGGCAGGUAGAAGCCACAAUGUUAAUUCCCAUGUCGCCACAACCCAGUAUGCCAAUGGGACGGUGCCAUCUGGCCAGGCAGCCAACAUAGUGGCACAGAGGGCUCAAGAAAUGCUGCAGAAUCAGUUUAUUGGCGAGGAUACCCGGCUGAAUAUUAAUUCCAGUCCUGAUGAGCAUGAACCUUUACUGAGACGAGAGCAGCAAGCUGGCCAUGAUGAAGGGGUUCUGGACCGUUUGGUAGACAGGCGGGAACGGCCCCUUGAAGGGAGCCGAACUAAUUCCAAUAACAACAACAGCAAUCCGUGCUCCGAACAAGAUGGAGUUGCACAGGGUGUUACAAGCACAGUUGCAGAUCCUGGGCCCUCGAAGCCCAGAAGAGCACAGAGGCCCAGUUCUCUGGAUCUGUCAGCCACAAAUAUCCUGGAUGGCAGCAGUAUACAGAUAGGAGAGUCCACGCAGGAUGGCAAAUCAGGAUCAGGGGAAAAGAUCAAGAAACGCGUGAAAACUCCCUACUCCCUUAAGCGGUGGCGCCCCUCCACGUGGGUCAUCUCCACUGAACCCCUGGACUGUGAGGUCAACAACAAUGGGAGUGACCGAGCAGGCCAUUCUAAAUCCAGCACUGCUGUGUACCUCGCAGAAGGGGGCACUGCCACCACCAUGGUGUCUAAGGAUGUGGGGAUGAAUUGUCUGUGAGAUAUUUUCAAUCUUAUGGAGUGAAAUUAUUUUUUUGCAUCAUUUAAACAUGCAGAAGACAUUUAAAAAACAAACUGCUUUAACCUCCUGUCAGCACCCCUUCCCACCCCCGCACCAGGACUUGCUUUAAAUAGAUUUCAGCUAUGCAGAAAAUUUUAGCUCAUGCUUCCAUAUUUUUUAAUUUUGUUUUUUAAGUUUUGCACUUUUGUUUAGUCUUGCUAAAGUUAUAUUUGUCUGUUAUGACCACAUUAUGUGUGUGCGUAUCAAAAGUGGUCUCAAAAUAUUUUUUUAAGAAAAAAAGCAAAACCAGUGUAUUGCUGAUAAUCAGUUUGGACCAUUUCUAAAGGUCACUAAAGCAGAAGCAGAUUAAGAUGGGCCCGACUGCAGCGGUGUCUGUACCCAGGCUUCGUUUAUAUGUUAUCUGUUGAACAUUCUUCUCUCGUAUUUUAUUUGAAUGUGCAAUAGUCUGUAGACCACAAAGAAGCUUUCUUACCAGCUCUCUCCUAGCAGGGCACACAUUCUUCCACUGUUGAAACUUGUCCCCCAUUCUUCGAUAAGAUGAACAUUUUCUUGCUUCCUCCUUAGGGAGAAUGCAUAGACACCGUUCAAAGGGCUCCAAAAAGGACGUACCAAAACCGUUCUUGAAAUGCCUUUGUCUUUUAGCCUUCCAAAUACCAAGUGUUUCCUUCCAGGCAUUUUAAUAAGCAUAUUUGGUUCUGAUUUUGGAAGUUCAUAAGAGAGCAUAGAACAAAACAGAAGGAAGCAAAUAUUAGCCGUUUCCAUUUUAUUUUUUCUAUGUAUGUUCAUGUUCCAUAUUCAUUUAUUUAAUAAAUACUUUUUAUCAGAAAAUUUAUAGAGCUAAACUUACGUGGAAUUUUUAAGUAAGUAGAUGGGCAAGGUGAUGUAGUGUAGGAACUUUGGUUUUUCUGACCAUCACAAAUUAAAUUACAUUUCCUAUUUAUAAUAACUUCAGAAAAACUCAUAGUUUGGAAUUUACAAUAUCUUUUAUUGUUUCCCAGCAAAGCCUGACAGCUUUGAAAACGAUUCUUCUUCCCAUGACCUAAAACACUGUGUGGAGAGCUCAGUCAGCCAGCACGCCCAGUCCUGUGGAGGAAGGGCUUGCUGCCAGACUUAGGACUAUUGAGACAGCUAAGAUUUACCCUCUUUCUUUCAGUAACUUUCUUUGCUAAUCCUGUUUUCAUGAUUUCUCCCUUUGCCAAUUUCACAUGGUCCUCGACUUUGAGCAGCAUCUAUUAUUCGUGUUGUGGCAGAGCCUGCCUUCUGGUGACAGCGUGCCGGUGAGGUCACAGUCCCUCUCUCUCCGCUUCUCCUUUUGUCACGAAUGAUCUGUAAACCAGGCGCUGUGUCUUUUAAUAAAGCACUUUCUGUCAGAUACGGAUUUUCCCUAAGCGUCGUUUCCCGCCAGUUUGCAAACAAAUGAUUCUGUUUUCAGAUGCUCAGAAUUCUUAUUGUGCAUUAUCUGAUUAAGCUUUAAUUUUUUGCAGGGGGAGAUAAAAAAGUUAAGUGUAAGUCUCCAAAUUCCUGAUCUCAGUUCUUGUGUCCUGAACACCAUUUUCUCAUUUGUAAUCCUCUACCCUCACGAUUUAACUAAAGACAGCCAGCCCCUUUUCCCAGUACACUGUCCACAGUACUUGUGACUUACUUGUAGGAGCCUUCUUUGACUUGCCAUCUGCUGCACUUCUUUGAUGUGACAACGUUUAAAACAUUUAUUCAGCUGCGCUGCUGACUGGAGUCUCAGUCCUUGGAUUAAGAUGGUCUUAUUCUUGCCCGGGGCCCCUUUCUCCCUUUUGUGCUUUAUUGGCCUGUCUUGUGGGUCAGAUUUGUCUUGUUUCGUUUGGGUUUGGGUUUUUUUUUCUCGUGACAGUGUUUGUCUGUGUAGCUCUGGCUGUCCUGGAACUCACUCUGUAGACCAGGCUGGCCUCGAACUCAGAUUCUUAGUAUAAAUUUUGUCUUCUGACAUCAGUUUAUUUCAGAUAGUGAUGAUUUUUUUAUCUAUGUAACAAUAAUUUGUGUCUUUUACUUCCUUUUCUGUCCAUAUGUCUUUCAGAUGCAUUUCAGGAUUUUUGUUUUUUCAGUUGUUGGACAACUUUAAAUCAAAAUAAAUUAUAUUCCUUCCAUCUCUAACUGAAGCACUGAGAAUAAACGACCCCUGGAGGUCCAGCAGGUCUUCUUCUGUCAGAAAACUGCCUUCCAUUCUAAUAGUUUGUGUUAAGGCCAGUCACUUGUGAAUUUCCCAACAGUCUUUAAUGGUUAAUACAUUUAUGAAAUGCUUUAAAAAUUAAUAUGCCAGGUUAAAAGAAAAAGGGUAUCGUUUCCAAUCUCAUGCAGAUAAGUUUAAAACAAAUAAUUCCUUUCACUAAUACAUGGUAACUGCUUGAAAAAUAGGAAUGGUAGAAAGCAUAGGUCCUUUUAAUAAGUUUUGGAAUUUAUAAUACAGAGCACUCAAAAAUCGCUUUAAUAACUUAAAUUACUUGUUCACUUUAUUUAUCUGAUUUUUUAAGCUGAAACUGAAUUUACCACAAGAUUUCACAUAAAAAUUAAUGUUGGGUCUUUUGAUUAAAAGUCAUUCAGUUCAAAAAUAUUUCCCUGAACAGUAUUAUAAUCUUUAAAGAACCAUAACAGGACAUUUUCUUUAAAAAAUGCCAUUUGUGGGGCUGGAGAAGCAGCAAGGCAGCUAGCAGUGAUUUCUGCUUUUCCGAGGACCCAGGUCGAACUCACAGCAGCCGCAUGGCUGGUCACAGCCUCCUGACGUGCACAUGACACCCUACACAAACGUACACAUAACUAAAAAUAUAAAAAUAAAUCUUAAAAUCCUAAUCGUAUACCAAAACUAAGUAAUGGAAAGAACUUAAUUUGAAUUAUGUAUAGAAUAAAGUGAUUUAAAUAAAAACCCUAAAACAUUUAAAUGUAUAAUUUAAAACCACUUUUACUGAGGACAUUGUGAAAGGACAUACUCUGAAAACUGGCGUGUACAUGCACUAUUUUCUCAUCUUCACAGCAGCCAUAUUUUAAUUAAUUUUCAUAUUUUACGAACAAGGAAACAUUAAGAGAUGAUACCUAAUUUGUCCAAGUUUACCUAGGGUAAAAUCCCAGGUUCGUUUCUGCACAUCUCUUUCAUCCACACACGGUCUGCUUCCUUCAUGGACAGAUGUGUAAUGCACUGACAUUUUUACUCCAGCAGAUUGUGACUUGUAUAUAAGCCACGCCAGAUAACUUAAUGGUUUGAGAAGUUAGGUAAUCACUAUUGCUUAAAGACAGUUACUAAUUCAGUACAAAAUUCAGCCUACACCCUAAAAUCACGUUGCUUUUCGUCUGAUACAUUGCAGAACUGAAGGCAAAGUCAACUUUAAGAGGAAGGUGAAGGAAGCUGAGGGAACUAACAGAGAGACCCUAAAGUGAUCCCAUAUUAGAUUUAGAAAAAAAUUUAAUAUAAAUUUUCAGUCUUGUCAAUCCUUUGACUCCAUCUGUAAAAUUUCUGCUUUAGCAAUGCUAGAAAAAAAUGUUAAGUCAAAGAACCAAAUAAGAUGUAUAUGAUGUAGAAAAAUACAAAAUUAACACCCUUUAUUAUUAGUAGUAAUGUUUUGCUUUUUCGAGACAGGGUUUCUCUGUAGCUUUAGAGCCUGUCCUGGAACUAGCUCUUGUAGACCAGGUUGGCUUCGAACUCACAGAGAUCCACCUGCCUCUGGCUCCUGAGUGCUGGGAUUAAAGGCGUGCGCCAACACUGCCCGGCUGCUAAUACCCAUCUUUAUAAGGCAGGUUGUCAUAGCUUCCUUACAUGUGUGGUUUGUUCCAGAAACUGUAUGUUGGUUCUGAAUGAGAAAACAGAGAAGGGUCACUCAAUAGUCAGUCCGUGGGAAUUAUCACAAAUUUUGGCAAAUAUUUUUAUUAGAGUAUUUCCAAGUUUGAUUUCUGAAUCCCAAAGGAAUACCCGGUAAGCUGUAGCUGUUCGGUUGCACAGUUGGUCUCUAUUAACAAGUCAUUUAAGAUGAAAAAAAUCCAAUAAACAUUUCCUGUUCCCAUAUUUAUGGACAUUCGUGAGUCCCUCACUAGUAUUUGAUAUUGUAUUUUAUUUUAUACCAUAUUUUUAAAGCCUAUGUUGAACUUAGUACCUGUCUUGUGUAUGUUAUUACAUGACUAUUCACACAGAUUUUUAAAAUAUAUAUAUAAUUACUUUAUAUCCUUAAUUCCUUAAAAGAUAGAUUCUUCACGCAUGCUAGCUGAUGUUCUAGACCUGCGAUUUCAGGAAGUGUGUAACACUCCCGCAGAGACCCCAGGAAUCUUUUUUUUUAAGCUAUGAUAAUUUUCAGUAUUCACACCCUUGACUGACAGCGGGUUGUGGUGUUUUUUGUUUUCCAGAAGAUAAAGUUGCAUUUUAACCUUUUUGUUUAGAUUAUAAACUAUGCAAACUUUGUCCAAAAACUUCCUUACAUGAUCCCUUCCUAACCCUGCUGAUUGAUUACGUCAGGCUGGCUGGCUACCUCCUGAGCAGGCCUCUCCGUGUGCCCACAGAGGUGGCCACCUGCUAGUCCUCUCUUUAAAUCCCCUCAUGGGUUAUCCUGCCUGUCCCUCCACUGACAGGCAGUCCUGUGUCAGGAGAGCUUUCUUCAUACCUGUUCUCUCUCUCACAUGUGAUUGGUGUGUUUCUCAUACAUACAUACAUACAGGGAAAAGAGAAUAGAAGGCUGUCCUCUCUGUUGCUCUUAGUCGGCUUCAGGCUUCUCAGCUAACCCUGUUCAUCAGAUAAAAUUGUCCCGGUUCUGCUAGGUCUUUUCUGCUCAUCUGUUUUGAUGGCUUUAUCUAUAUUUAAAAGCACAUAGAAUUCUAUGUUAUGUUCAGAUGAAUUGCUCCAGUUAAUUUAUAGCACAGCAGCUUGGUAGGACUCAGUCCAGAUGUCGCCAUUCGACAUUGAAUUAAAUCAUCAUACCACCCAAAAUCAGCACUUAAUUUUGUAUUAGCUACAUUUUCUAUUAAAGUGUAUUUUAUGAUUUUAUAUCUGCACAGGUAGAGCUAAAAAGCCAUGCAUAUAAGCAUUUAUAAUUGUGUAUCAUUUUCUCUAAACUCGCACUGCGUCACAGGGAGUUUUAGUAUUGUGAUUGAGCCACAACAAAUCCUGUACAUUUUUCUUCAUAUCAAAUACUGUAUUAAACACUAGAUGCAGAAUUAUCUUUCAAAAGCAGACCCUACAAAAAUCAGGUAUUAUCCAUGGAUAUUUUUGUAUUUUUGUAGACCACUUUUGAAAUGCUUACCGUUGUUUUUGCAGCAUAGAGUGGGUGGACUGGGACGAUUUUCAUUUAACUUUCAAGUAGUUAAAGUUGGGUGUUUGCAUAGAAAGUAAAUCUUCAAAUUUUAUCUCAUGGCAUAUAGAUUUGAAAGUAAAUAUUCAAGAGGCUAUACUAUAUGUUAAAAUUAUGCCCCAAAUAAAUCUAUUAAACCUUUAGAAUUCCAAUUUUAUCUUUACUAUGGUGUUUGAGGUGUUUCUAAUGAACGUUGUAAACACACAUGUUCAUUUGUAAAAUUUAGUUUGGAGCCCACAUUAAAAUCCGGAGCAGAAGGAAUCUUUAGAACUAAAUUGCUUCAUUAGGAUGUACAGUUUGUAGCUGAAUUUUAAAGAAAAUUGACUGUACUUGAAAUUACAACUUAACUGUUUCUUCUUUUUAAAAGACUCCCCCCAUUUUAUUUGUAUUUUAAAUUUCAGAAACAUCUCAUGGUUUGAAUCACCUUUAGACAUAGUAUUACUUAAAAUCUCAGGGCGCCUUUCGUCUGUUUGUACUCUGACCCGUCAGUUGACAGCAAACAAGCAAUUAGAUCUAGCUGGAUAUUUAAACGUGUUUGUUGCAUAGUAAUGUGUCAUCAUAUUAUUUGACUUAAUUCACAUUGACAUGAUAUUUGAUUUCAUUAAUCGUAAAAACUUGCCCAGUUCUGUAAUUACUGAAUAGAAGGAAUGACUCAACUAAUUGGCCACAUGGUAUGGCAGAUUUAAGCCUUGGAGUUAAAGCACCGGCUUAAACACGUUCUGUUCUUGGUUCCGUGGUUACAUGUGAUGGAGCCAAUGUUUUGUUUUGGUUUGUGUGUGUGUGUGUGUUUUUUUUUUUUUUUAUAAUAAGAGAGCUUAGGAAAAGUAAUUCUGAGAUAGAGUUUUCUUAAGAGAUAAUUAGCAUUAUAAAACUGUCUUCUGGAGGUGAGCUGAUGACCACAGCUGUAGUGAUGAGAAGGUGAUCUCUGGUAACCGGUGUUCACGCUGGCAGAGCCAGUCAGUUCUUUAAGUCAGACCAACUUAAGCUCCAAUUGGUCUGUUGUCUGUUUAAAUCUUAGCAGUGGGGUUGUUUGUAAUCAGUCUCUUGUCUCAGGCUCCCUACCUUGUUAUCAGUCUUAAGUAUAUAAAAGAAACAGUUGUAAAGAUGUGUAAGGGUAAGAAAACUAAUGACUAAAAAAUGCAAUUCAAAGAAAUUAGGUUUCGAUUCAAGAUUGAGUUGCUGACUUCUGUGGCUUUUUAUCCUUUCCUGGUAACAUUUAUUUAUUUAAGCGACGUUGUAUGUUAUGUCUCCGUAUCUAUAGAUUGUAUUGUAUAAGUGUUUGUGUAAGCUGGAAUCAUCCUGAAUUUUCUGUUGCUAAUUUUUCAAGUGAAUUUCAUGGAUAACUGUAAAAUACACUAACUCUUAGGUUGUUAUAGCUGAAACAUGGAGAUGUGUGGCUGCCGUGUUUUUUCUGAACGGACAGGAGAAACAUCAGCUGCCAAGUAUUCACUUCUGGGGAGGCUGACAAGGUUGGCUCCUCCUCGGAACCCUCUUUCUUGUUAACGGGUAUCUUCUGUUGGUGUAUUUUGUUCUUACAUUACAGAUAGAAAAUCGUGUGUGAGUUUAUGAAUAAUUACUUUCAGUUAUUUUGCUUUUGUAUAAGCCAUCUGAGACCUUGCUAUGCUGUAUAAGUUGUGUUUGAUGGAGCAGUGUGAGUAUGAAAUAAAGCAGAUCACUUUCUUUUGUAUUAUCUAUGGAUGCCACUAUGAACGCUGACAUUAAGCCACUAAAGAGUUUUCUAUGAAUAAGUGUAAGUAAAUGCUUUGAUAUAUAUAAACCUAAAUAAAAGAUUGUAUUGAGACAGAGACAUUGGCAAAGGAAGUUUUAAGGCAGUUCUUUAGGUUUGAAAGGCUUGCUGUAAAAUGGUGCAUUAUUCCAUUUAUUAAAGAUCAUAUUAAUGACAUUAA
Molecule: messenger RNA, 10735 nt
Organism: Myodes glareolus (Bank vole)
Lineage: Eukaryota; Metazoa; Chordata; Mammalia; Rodentia; Cricetidae
Gene: Bmpr2
Product: bone morphogenetic protein receptor type 2
Biological process (GO): cellular response to growth factor stimulus; blood vessel development; BMP signaling pathway
Cellular component (GO): signaling receptor complex; plasma membrane
Molecular function (GO): ATP binding; transforming growth factor beta receptor activity
Source: RefSeq, a predicted model, not a curated record